This is a messenger RNA of Oncorhynchus mykiss (rainbow trout), 555 nucleotides long. RefSeq names its product interleukin 10 (gene il10). Gene Ontology annotation, cellular component: extracellular region. The record is from RefSeq and is marked provisional. Gene Ontology annotation, biological process: immune response. Gene Ontology annotation, molecular function: cytokine activity. NCBI's taxonomy places the organism in Eukaryota, Metazoa, Chordata, Actinopteri, Salmoniformes, Salmonidae.
AUGUCUCCCUGCUCUCUCCUCCUGUCCCUGCUGUUGGCUGCAGCGCUGCAGUGUGAGCAUGCCCAGUGCAGACGUGUACCGUGCUCCGACCGCUGCUGCUCCUUCGUAGAGGGCUUCCCCGUCAGACUGAAGGAGCUCCGCACCGCCUUCUCCACCAUCAGAGACUACUACGAGGCUAAUGACGAGCUGGAGACAUCCCUGCUGGACGAAGGGAUUCUACACCACUUGAAGAGCCCCGUGGGGUGUCACGCUAUGGACAGCAUCCUGAAGUUCUAUCUCGACACGGUGCUGCCCACCGCCAUGAACAACAGAACACAGAACAACAACGACUUUAAAUCUCCCAUCGACUCCAUCGGAAACAUCUUCCACGAGCUGAAGAAAGAGAUCGUCCAAUGCAGGAACUACUUCUCCUGUAAGAAACCGUUUGACAUCAACGAGUUCAUCUCCUCGUAUGAGAAGAUGCAGGAUAAAGGCCUGUAUAAGGCAAUGGGAGAGCUGGACCUACUCUUCAACUACAUCGAGGAGUACCUGGUCUCUAAGAGACGCAAACACUGA